GCUCGACGGUUAAAGCGGCCGGCCAUGGACUCCGCGAGGAGCUGGGUGCUUGCCGCCGCCUGUUGUUGGAUCAACAUAUUUUCUUUCGCUAUGUUUCGCGCCGCACAGGUGAUCUACGUCGGCAUCAUGACGACCUACCACGUGACCCGACAGCAGGCUGCGUGGCCACUGUUCAUCACAGGCGUGAUUUACUCUGCCGCCGCCCUGGGGUCCGGACUUCUAGCGAGACGCGUGGCAGUAUGGAAGCUGACCUUGACGGGGUGCCUUCUAAGCUCUCUGUCCGUUUCUGUCUGCAUCUUCGCAAACGGGAUUCCAUACCUCUCAUUCUUCUUGGGCGUUGCACAUGGUUGCGGCAUAGCCCUUUUGACAUUGUGCUACACAGUGAUCAGUCAACACUUUCUCCGCUACCGAACCGUCGCAUCUGGGAUUAGCAAUGCCGGCGUCACCUUGGGUAGCUUCCUCUACCCACCGCUUGUGCAGUUCUUUUUCGACGAGUAUGGCACAAGGGGAGGCUUGCUGCUCUGCGGUGGCGUCAUGCUCAACGCUAUUGCUGGCGCACUUCUCCACCGGCUGCCGCCUACUCCACAACAAAAGCCAGUUGCCUCAUUUGGUAACGCUUCACCACGCCUGGAUUGCCCGAUGAAUCACGAUACAAGCAGAAUAAUCCCGCAAGACAUUUCACUCAAAAGGAGCCCCAACAUAUCCCCAAACGAUGAACUGUUUGCAAGUGAGGUGGGUGAUUGCUUGGAAGAGAAACACCUCACCGCUUGCACAGAUCUCGCAGACGCUGAAGUAGCAAGCCAUCUCCUCAAAAAGGGUGAUGCAAAGUCUCUACGACAGGUGGGCGUACCCGAUGAUAGGUGCAUGAUGGUGGAAGGUUCGCUGCUGAAACAACAUGACGGAGCAUCUAAGCCCAUCCCGGUGAAAGUGAAUACUGGCCUGGUAUCCUUCCUCUGGAUUCCCAAAUUCUACCUAAUCACUUUUUCGCAGGCACAAAUUGUGACAAACAUGUUCACUUACUUAACAGUCAUAGUGGACUUGGCGAUGGACAGAAACAUUCCCAAGUGGGACGCUGUCUUCCUGUUGUUCUUUUACGCAACGGCAGAUUUGUUGGCGAGGAUAGGAUCGGGAUCGGGCUGGAUCACGGACAGAGGCACGCUGAAGAGGAGCAUAAUGAUGGCCUUGAACUUUCUGCUCUGGUCCACAUCACUGUUCCUGAUGCCCCUCUGCUAUUCCUUUUAUCUUCAUGCUCUGUUGUCCCUUUUGGCGGGCUGGUGCAAUGGCGCCACCUUUAUCAUAAUACCGGUGCUCCUCAUGGAACAUGUGGGCGUCGAAAAGCUCAGUGUGUGCUUUGGUACAUCGUGCAUUCUGUGCGGGCCCCCACUUCUGGUGACACCUUGGAUGAUUGGUUACUUUAGAGACACCCUUGGAAACUACCAAGGACUAUUUUUUCUUCUUGGGGGCCUAACCUUCUUCACUGGCUUAAUAUGGUUGUGGUCUUUUUCUCAUGAGAAGGCAAAGAGGGUUUAG
Molecule: messenger RNA, 1530 nt
Organism: Ixodes scapularis (black-legged tick)
Lineage: Eukaryota; Metazoa; Arthropoda; Arachnida; Ixodida; Ixodidae
Product: monocarboxylate transporter 9-like
Exons: 6
Coding region: 25-1530 (501 amino acids)
Biological process (GO): transmembrane transport
Molecular function (GO): monocarboxylic acid transmembrane transporter activity
Source: RefSeq, a predicted model, not a curated record